AUGGAUCGUGUAUGCAAACUCAACAUCAAUUUGACGAAUAUAUCAAUACCAGCCAUCAUAAAAAAGAAUGAUUCAAAUGCGUCAGUCUUGUUUCCCAAUGUGAUCAAUGUCAAUGUUGUCUUAGACGGGGACAGGCCACUCGGAUCUAUUCAAUAUCUUUCGACACUCGUCGAUUUUUCACGAUUACAAACUAUAUCGGUUCGUCUACCAAAUUAUUUUACAUUAGAUAUGAAUCCAGUUGACAAUAUUGGAAUUCUACUAGAACGAGCAUUCAAUGUUCGUUCAUUUGCUAUACGUACUAGUUGUGUUAAUGAUGUUUCUAUUGCAAAUAUCAAAGGUAUUUGUUCCAUAUUACCGAGACAUGUACGACAUUUUCAAGUUAAUACUCGAUUGUUUGAACAAAUGAAAGAGAUUCUUGAGCAAGUCCAACACAUAUCGAGUAUUUCAUUUAGAUCCCCAGGAUAG
Molecule: messenger RNA, 465 nt
Organism: Rotaria sordida
Lineage: Eukaryota; Metazoa; Rotifera; Eurotatoria; Philodinida; Philodinidae
Source: the annotation of a GenBank genome assembly